Messenger RNA from Musca domestica (house fly), 858 nucleotides. RefSeq names its product pupal cuticle protein 20 (gene Cpr11B). The transcript has 4 exons. Gene Ontology annotation, cellular component: chitin-based extracellular matrix. The record is from RefSeq and is a predicted model, not a curated record. NCBI's taxonomy places the organism in Eukaryota, Metazoa, Arthropoda, Insecta, Diptera, Muscidae. Gene Ontology annotation, molecular function: structural constituent of chitin-based larval cuticle. The coding region runs from base 94 to 774 and encodes 226 amino acids.
UGGCUAUAAAAUUGGCUUACCCUCGGUGUUAAGUUAUUAGUAGCUCAGUAUUAACCAUACAAACAACAAGUACAAACCGCCACCUAGAACAUCAUGAGAAUUUUCCUUUCUGUGUCCUGCAUCUUGCUGAGUGUGGCCUAUGCCUCAGCUGGCCGUCCAUCGGCCAGUUAUCUACCACCCAGCUAUGCUCCAGUUGGCGCUGCCGGCUCUAGCCAAUAUCCUCGUUAUCAUGGCGUGAACAGUGUUGCACCCAGCCGUCCAUUGCAUCAUGCCGCUGCCAUUUCAUCACCCGCUGCCGCUCAUCAUAGCGCCCAAUAUGGCCACAAUAGUGCUGCCGCCCAAAUUCCCAUUUUGCGCAAUGACUACACCAAUGAUGGCAAUGGAAAUUAUAAUUUCGGUUACGAAACGGGCAAUGGCAUUAAACACAAUGAAAGAGGUGAACUUCAAGGUGGUUGGCCCUCGGGCUCUCUGAAUGUUGAAGGCUCCUACUCCUAUACUGGGGAUGAUGGCAAGGUCUAUUCCGUGAAUUAUAAGGCCGAUAGCAAUGGUUUCCAUGCCGAAGGUGAUCAUUUGCCCACACCACCACCAAUUCCCAAGGAAAUUCAAGAGACAUUGCAUUUACAUCAACGUGGCAAUGCUGGUGGAUCUCAUUCCAAUUAUGCCGCUGGUGGUGUUGGUGGUUAUCCAGCCGGUGGUCACUAUGCCUCCACUGGUAGUCAUCACUCUCCCGCGGCCACUUACUUGCCUCCUUCACCCUAUGGUAGACGUCUGUGAGAAACUUUACCCGCAUCCCUUUAAGGAUCUCGUUUUAAGUUCUUUCUAUUCUUUCUAUGAAUAAAGUGUUGAGAAUUAAAGCCA